AUGAAAUCUGUAUCUGAGUCUAGCAAGCCGGCUCGAAAGCGCAAACGACAGAUCGAGAAGAAUGUUGACUGUAAGCAACUACAUCCAGCGACUACCGUCACUGCCAGGAAGAGCACAAACGACAAUGCAGGACCUCAGAAACUUUCACAAUCCACACUAUCAAAGGUCGAUUGCGAACACGACAGCUCUAUUCAAUCAAAUAUCUUGUGGCCAGAUUUCUUCAAGCAACUGGAAAAAACUCAUAGAGCCUUGAAUCUUGUAUUUACAUUUUGCUGCACGCGAAAACAACUUGCCACCACGUUUGACACCAUCAAGGCAGCCGUAGAGAAUCAUAUUCAUCGACAGCUAGAGAUAAAAGAGGUAGCUCAGAUCGUUGCAUUGCGGCCUCGGGGAAUGAGUUUUACCUAUGUAAAUAAAAAUUUGCUACAGCUGGAUGUUCCAUAUGAUAGUCGAGAACAGAUUUUCAGAGAAGAUGCCCGCGGCGAUGAUCGAGUUGCUGCUCAAAAAAAUAGCACAGCAGGCUACAUCAAAUCUGGGUCAGAAGAAGCACUUGGAUCAACUGAUGCCGGACUAGAGGUGCUGCUCUUUGAAUUCACCGAUGGUGACUUGAAGAGAAACUCCAUCAAUGAAAAGCCCAAGAAAUCAGCGAAAGUGAAGCGGAAUGCGAGAGGCGAAAAUCUAAUGCCAACCUACAGUCAAAAACAGAUGCUGAGCUUAGUAGAGAAGCGCAAUAGUAAAUUUUCCGUCGCUAUUAAUGCAUUCCUGGCUAAAUGCCUAGCUAACGGACUUGACCCUGAGGAGACCCUAAAAACAGAGGCUUUAGCUUAUACUGCUGAGCCAAGUGUAGCACGAAAUAUUUCAACUCGCUCUGAAAGCAGAAUACCUUCAACAAUACCCUCACAGAGAAAAUCAAUCGCAUCAAUAAUCGCUGAAAUUAAGGAAACUGAGAUGUACACAGGCCAGAUAGUUCCGGGUGGUCACCGAGUGUUUGACCCUCAGGAAGCUGUCUAUGGCGAUUUGGAAUUUCAGCUCAGUCAGGAUAUGGUCAAUGCCUUGUAUAAUGCUAAAAAUAUUACUCAACUGUAUUCACACCAAGCCGAAGCCAUAAAUAACCUACACAGGGGCCACGAUGUUAUAGUUGCUACCUCUACUAGCUCUGGGAAAUCUCUCAUCUACCAGAUUCCAGUUCUACAUGAAUUGGAACGAGAUCCUCAUACUAGAGCCAUGUAUAUCUUCCCAACCAAAGCUCUCGCGCAGGAUCAAAGAAAAAGCAUAAAAGAAAUGCUGUGCUAUCUGAAGGGUCUUGAAGGCACAAUUGUUGAGACUUUUGACGGUGAUACUGAAAUGAAGGAUCGCAAUACCAUCCGCGAUGAAGGUCGAAUAAUACUGACGAAUCCGGACAUGCUACACAUUACCAUUCUUCCCCAAGAAGAAAAAUGGCGAACUUUUCUGCAGAAUCUCAAGUUUGUGGUUGUCGACGAGAUUCAUAUCUAUAACGGGCUCUUCGGCUCUCAUGUAUCCCUCAUCAUGCGCCGGCUUCGACGAGUAUGUGCAGCAGUCGGUAACGAGCGUAUAAGGUUUAUUUCUUGCUCUGCUACGGUGGCCAAUCCUAUAGAUCACUUCAAGACCAUUUUCGGGAUAGAAGAUAUCAAGCUCGUAGACUUUGAUGGCUCUCCUUCUGGCCGCAAAGAAUUCCUUUGUUGGAAUACGCCUUUUAAAGAUCCUAACGACGCGGCAAGCGGUCGAGGCGACAUAAACAUCGAGACUGCAAAGUUAUUCUCUCAAUUAAUAUUAAGGGGGGCACGAGUCAUUGCCUUUUGUCGAAUACGAAAGGGAUGCGAAGCUCUUCUCGCGGCCGUAAAGUAUGAGUUAACUUCAUUGGGAUAUCCUGAACACAUGGUACGAGUUAUGGGAUAUCGCGGGGGCUAUACUCCCCAAGACCGGCGUCAGAUUGAAAGUCAGAUGUUUGAAGGAAAGUUAAUGGGUAUAGUAGCAACUACAGCACUUGAAUUGGGAGUAGAUAUUGGCUCUUUAGAUGCCGUCCUUACAGUUGGAUUCCCAUAUACUAUUUCAAACUUGCGACAGCAGAGUGGCCGAGCGGGACGAAGAAAUAAAGAUUCCUUAUCAGUUCUCAUUGGUGAUAGUGCCCCUACCGACCAGUAUUACAUGGAAAAUCCGGAUGAGAUUUUCACGAAACCGAAUGCCAAGUUGCAGGUAAAUUUACAAAAUAUCCUAGUCCUUGAGGGUCAUAUCCAGUGCGCUGCUUAUGAGAUACCUAUUCGUAUUGAUCAAGAUACAAAGUACUUUCCUAAGAGCUUGAGAGAGAUAGCUGAAGAACGCUUGGUUCCUGAUAGCAUGGGGUUUUAUCACUGUCAUGAUAGGUUCCGACCUAAUCCCGCCAAAUUUGUGUCAAUUCGAGAUACAGAAGAAGAUCAUUUCGCCGUUAUCGAUAUCAGCCAUGGAAAGAACAUUGUACUUGAGGAAAUAGAGGCCUCCCGCGCUAGCUUCACGCUUUACGAUGGAGGAAUCUUUCUACACCAGGGAAACACAUACUUAAUUAAAGAGUUUAGUCCGGAACGAAAAAUCGCCAGAGUUGAACUUGUGCGGGUUGACUGGACGACUCAGCAGCGUAAUUAUACUGAUAUUGACCCAGUAGAGACAGAAGCAAUUCGACGCAUUCCCAACUCACUCUCGCGCGCCUUUUUUGGAAGAAUCAAGAUUCAGAAAACGGUUCAUAGUUUUGUCAAGCUGGAUAAGCGACAUCGUAUUUUGGAUAUUGUGGAAGUUGAUAAUCCUCCUAUUAUAAUCUUCAGUAAAGGCAUGUGGCUUGACGUUCCAAGGCAAGCGCUGGAAAUUCUCGUACAAAGAAAGCUAGAUAUUGCAGGAGCUGUUCACGCUGCAGAACACGCAAUGCUAAGCCUGAUGCCUAAGUUUGUGAUCAGUAUGCCUGGAGAUGUGCGCACUGAAUGCCGAGCGGCGCCACGAGAGCUUGCCCGAAAAAUUAAGCCACGUAAGCGUCCAGCUCGACUGACAUUUUAUGAUGCCAAGGGCGGAGCCGGUGGAUCUGGGAUUAGCACGAAAGCCUUUGAGUUUGUGGACUUACUCCUCGAACAAGCACUCGAUCGGGUGCGUGCCUGCAAUUGUCUUGAGGGCUGUAUGGAAUGCGUCGCUAGUGAGCUUUGUAAGCAUGCAAAUGAGCUUAUGAGCAAAGCAGGUGCCCAAGUGAUACUGCGCAGCUUACUUAAUUUAAAGAUUGAUAUCGCUGCGCUGCCCAUAGGAUCAUCGGAUCAAAGUAUUGAAGACUCGGACGGAGGGCUACUUGCAAAGCCGGUCCCUAAUGGAAAUUUACUAGAUGAUGGAAAUAUCAUCAAGAUCGAAUACCCUAGCUAG
This is a messenger RNA of Blumeria graminis f. sp. triticale, 3390 nucleotides long. NCBI's taxonomy places the organism in Eukaryota, Fungi, Ascomycota, Leotiomycetes, Helotiales, Erysiphaceae. The record is from the annotation of a GenBank genome assembly.